Molecule: messenger RNA, 5859 nt
Organism: Cavia porcellus (domestic guinea pig)
Lineage: Eukaryota; Metazoa; Chordata; Mammalia; Rodentia; Caviidae
Gene: Sec63
Product: SEC63 homolog, protein translocation regulator
Exons: 21
Coding region: 87-2369 (760 amino acids)
Biological process (GO): post-translational protein targeting to endoplasmic reticulum membrane; SRP-dependent cotranslational protein targeting to membrane
Cellular component (GO): Sec62/Sec63 complex
Molecular function (GO): RNA binding; transmembrane protein transporter activity
Source: RefSeq, a predicted model, not a curated record
CCACACGGUCGGGACGCUGGGAGCCGCGGGCGGGCGGUGCGGGGUCGGGGCGGCGGCGGUGAGGCGAGCGAGGCGGAGGGCGAGCCAUGGCUGGGCAGCAGUUUCAGUACGAUGACAGCGGGAACACCUUCUUCUACUUCCUCACCUCCUUCGUGGGGCUCAUCGUGAUCCCCGCCACAUACUACCUCUGGCCCCGAGAUCAGAAUGCCGAGCAAAUUCGACUAAAGAAUAUCAGAAAAGUAUAUGGAAGAUGUAUGUGGUAUCGUUUGCGGUUGUUAAAACCCCAGCCAAAUAUUAUCCCCACUGUAAAAAAAAUAGUUCUGCUUGCAGGAUGGGCAUUGUUCUUAUUCCUUGUGUACAAAGUUUCCAAAACAGACCGAGAAUAUCAAGAAUACAAUCCUUAUGAAGUAUUAAAUUUGGAUCCUGGAGCAACAGUAGCAGAAAUUAAGAAACAGUAUCGUUUGCUGUCACUUAAAUACCAUCCAGAUAAAGGAGGAGAUGAAGUUAUGUUCAUGAGGAUAGCAAAAGCUUAUGCAGCUUUAACAGAUGAAGAGUCUCGGAAAAAUUGGGAAGAAUUUGGAAAUCCAGAUGGACCUCAAGCUACAAGUUUUGGAAUUGCCCUGCCAGCAUGGAUAGUUGACCAGAAAAAUUCAAUUUUGGUUUUACUUGUAUAUGGAUUGGCAUUCAUGGUGAUCCUGCCAGUUGUUGUGGGUUCUUGGUGGUAUCGCUCGAUACGCUACAGUGGAGAUCAGAUUUUAAUACGUACAACACAGAUUUAUACAUACUUUGUUUAUAAAACCCGAAAUAUGGAUAUGAAACGUCUCAUUAUGGUUUUGGCUGGAGCUUCUGAAUUUGAUCCUCAGUAUAAUAAAGAUGCCACAAGCAGACCAACAGAUAAUAUUCUAAUACCACAGUUGAUCAGAGAAAUUGGCAGCAUUAAUUUAAAGAAGAAUGAACCUCCACUUACCUGCCCAUAUAGCUUGAAGGCCAGAGUUCUGUUACUGUCUCAUCUUGCUAGAAUGAAAAUUCCUGAGACCCUUGAAGAAGAUCAGCAAUUUAUGUUGAAAAAAUGCCCUGCCCUUCUUCAAGAAAUGGUUAAUGUAAUAUGCCAACUCAUAAUAAUGGCCCGGAGCCGUGAAGAAAGGGAGUUUCGUGCUCCAACUUUGGCUUCCUUAGAAAACUGCAUGAAGCUUUCCCAGAUGGCUGUCCAAGGCCUUCAGCAGUUUAAAUCUCCCCUUCUGCAGCUCCCACACAUCGAAGAGGACAAUCUUAGAAGAGUUUCUAAUCAUAAAAAGUACAAAAUUAAAACUAUACAAGAUUUGGUGAGUUUGAAAGAACCAGAUCGUCACAGUCUUCUACACUUCCUUGAAGAUGAAAAAUAUGAAGAGGUUAUGGCCGUUCUUGGGAGUUUUCCGUAUGUAACCAUGGAUAUAAAGUCACAGGUACUGGAUGAUGAGGACAGCAAUAACAUCACAGUAGGAUCCCUAGUCACAGUGCUGGUCAAACUGACAAGACAAACAAUGGCAGAAGUGUUUGAAAAGGAGCAGUCCAUCUGUGCCGCAGAGGAACAGCCUGCUGAAGAUGGGCAGAGUGAUGUUAACAAGAACAAGACAAAGGGAGGAUGGCAGCAGAAGAGCAAAGGACCCAAGAAAGCUGCUAAAUCAAAGAAAAAAAAGCCUUCGAAAAAAAAACCUGCACCUGUGACACUACCGCAGUCAAAGCAGCAGAAACAGAAGCAGGCAAACGGAGUAGUUGGGAGUGAAGCUGCGGUCAAGGAAGACGAAGAAGAAGUUUCUGACAAAGGCAGCGAUUCUGAAGAAGAGGAAACCAAUAGAGAUUCCCAGAGCGAAAAGGAUGACGGUAGUGACAGAGAGUCUGACAGAGAGCCAGACGAGAAACAGAACAAAGACGAUGAGGCGGAAUGGCAAGAAUUACAGCAAAGUAUACAGCGGAAGGAGAGAGCUCUUUUAGAAACCAAAUCAAAGAUCACCCAUCCUGUGUACAGUCUUUAUUUUCCUGAGGAAAAACAAGAAUGGUGGUGGCUUUAUAUUGCAGAUCGGAAGGAGCAGACAUUAAUAUCUAUGCCGUAUCAUGUGUGUACACUAAAAGAAACAGAAGAGGUAGAACUAAAAUUUCCUGCACCAGGCAAGCCUGGAAAUUAUCAGUAUACAGUGUUUUUGAGAUCAGACUCUUAUAUGGGUUUGGAUCAAAUUAAACCAUUAAAGUUGGAGGUUCAUGAGGCCAAGCCUGUGCCAGAAAAUCACCCGCAGUGGGACACAGCCGUGGAGGGGGAUGAAGACCAGGAGGACAGCGACGGCUUUGAAGACAGCUUUGAGGAGGAAGAGGAGGAGGAGGAGGAGGAUGACUAAGCAGUCCUGUGAGGGACCACUGCGUUUGCACAUAUUUGCAGAUUUUUUGUUGUUUUGGAAAUAUAUAAUAAACCAGACCAGUGCGGAACGGAUGCUGAAGGAAGUGUUAGUUUCUUUCCUAGAAAUGGGUGCAUAAGACAGGCCUCUGCGGUGCUGUGGAGCAGUGGGAAAGUGCCUCAGCCUUUCACGUGCGGGGCGGUGCAGUCAUUUGAUCUGCAAGUGGUGAAUCCCUCGUUGUUGUAACUGUCCAGAAGACAGGCUGUGUAUCAUCCCAUCAGUUUAUGGCCCCAGUAAAAGUGAAGGUACACAAAAACCUGUAUAAAUGUGCAGCUUUUCUCUGUUCAGCUUUAGUUUAGUAAGCACUGAAGUAUGGCAGAAUCACAGUUGUGUUUUAAAUAACAUCUGCUUGUUUUAAUCUCUCAGUAAGCUCUGUUACUCAUUUAUUGAUAUUUUACAGGUGAUGAAACAGCUCCAUACGUGAAUUCAAGUCUUUCAUUUUCAUUUGUGUUGGUCAUUAAAUUGGCAUUCUCUCACAUUCCACAUAAUAUAGAGGGUGCCUUUGGGGUUUUCCUUUCUUAUUUCACAGUUGAUGGACUAUUAAAAAGGGUUUUUUUUUUUUUUUUUUUUUUUUUAAUGGCUUAAGAUAGUUUUAAGCCUCUCGCUUAGCAAUCAGUGUGGGAUCUUACUUUUUUGAUAAGCUAUAGGUCUAAAAUGAUUGUGGGACCAUACACUCUGAUAUUGAUAGUUUAUGCUAUUAAAACUUUUUUUACGAGGUUCACUACAAAAGCUGAACUACACUUAGCUUUUAAUCUACCUAUCAGAAGUCUUUCAAGGAACAGAAUACAACGUGCAAAGGAGGCAUUUUUUUGUAUUAAUUUUGAACUCCCGUCAAAUAAAAUAGAAGUUUGACUCAUUUUACAUUUGUAAUUGUGUGUUUUUACUCCCAGGGAAAGGCUCUAAAGAGGAUCAUCCAUUUUUUUACUUUUCAACUAAUAAGUAGUGGUGCCUCGAUUCCUAAGUGCUUUUGUUUGCAAACAACUUGGUUCACAAACAGAAGCAUUGGGCAAAAUUUUGUUUUUGUUUGCAAACUCUGCAUCGGGUGACAAACGUGACUGUGACCGUGUUUUCAAAAUCAUAGAACAAGUGAAGCCGUGACCUGAAGCCCCGCUGUAAUGCAGCACAUCUGCACUGAAGUGGCUGCUGUCUGUGCGGCAGUAGGCAGACUCCUGAGUGAGGGGCCUUUUCCUCGUAGAACAGCCAAAGGGGUAAUGCUUAACACACAGAGCGAAACGGGGUGCCUGACCAAGCACUGAGGCAUGAGAGAGAUUGCUGUUAAAUAUGCAGGAAACGUGUUAAAAGACUGAUUUGUGAUAAUGGUGUAAAAGUCUCCACAGGCCAAAGUCCUACUGGAAUACCAACUUGUGACCUUGUUUAUUUAAAAGGUUGCUAUUCUCCAUGCAAGAUUGCCAUUGGUAUUUUGUUAUCAUAGUUACUAGAAAUAAAAUUUGAUAGUUAUCAAAACUAUGACCUGUUUUUGGUUCUAAACAGGGUAUAAUACUCCCCAUCAAAUAAUCAGCCAUGUUUUUACUUUGGAACUUUGAUCCCCAGUUGUAGGAAUGACUUGCAGGCGGGAGGCAGUGCGGCAGGGUUGGUUUCAUCUUGCAGCGGGGUGGUUUGCAGUCCUCUGAAGCCCCACCAGGCUCAGUUGUGGCAUCCUGGUCCUGUCCGUGUGCCCGCAGGUGCAGGCUGCCUGGGGCCACGAGGAGGAGAGGAGGUUAGAGAAGACGCCCGGCGUGGUGAGGAGGCUGCGCCAGGCAGCAUUUGCAUUUUCUAGUUCUCUUGGAACAGCUUCUUUUCUAGUGGCUGUUGUGCUUUAAACAAGGUUCGUCGAAGUUUCUCAUUUUAGGAAAUGAGAGAAGGGAAGAUUUCACAGCCUAAUAACUCAGCACAGUUCUUAAUAAGCAGCGUCACCUCAACAGAAAGUUGUUCUGUUUCCCUUCACCCGUGUGUGAACAUCCCCUGGCCGAGAAAACCAAAAGCGAGUUCCUGUAGUGACGGGCUCCUUGGGAGUUACAGGAGUGGGAGAACUGGCACGCUUCUCAUGUCUCCACCAGGUCACCAGGCUUCACGUCCCUCCUUCUUUUCCCUGGAAGGAUGUUAACGAUUCAUCCUGGUUUACGUGUCAUCUAAUGGAAACAGUGAAGUUUCAGUGUUCUAUCCAAAAAAUUAGUGACAUUUUGUCUAUAGAACAGAUGCGUAUAUAGAUGAAAUAGUGUAUGUAUACAGACAGUGAAAUUGGUUAUGAAGUUUUUCAAUUGUGUAAUGCUUCUCUCUUUAAAUUGGUUAUCUGUUAAACUGCAGCCUUUCAGGAGACUGCUCGCUGCCACAGUUGAAAGCAUAACAGGUAUUGUGUUGUGUUUUCCACGCGGCAGUCCCCGUCUCGCAGUCAGGCAGGUGUUACGUCUCUUGAAGCUUUUUUUAUUUGUAAGUUUUGGUAAUUGAGUGCACCAGAUGAGGCUUCCUGUCUUCCGAUGCGGACCAGGACUUGUGCUCUGCUCUCUCUCUCUCUGUCCCGCCUUGCGCUGUGCAGCCGGACCAGGCCGCUGGGAGGCAGGAGGCCCAGCGCGGGUGCCAGCACUGGUGUGGGCGUGGGGAGAGGGCAUUGCUCUUCCCACCACCUUUGUUCUUCCUCUGGGUUCAGCCAGUCCAACCCAUAUCCUGGAGUUUUAAGUAACGAUCGGUAUUUCACAUGUAAUUCGGUACUUUUUUGGUAGCAUUUGUUUACCAUCACAUUGACCAAGUUUCUGUGUGCACAACUCUGAGACUAGGAGGGCUACACAGUCCUUGUUAAAAACCCUCAAUUGAGCAGAUAUUUGGCCGUCCGUUUCUGUCCAUUUACCUAGACUGGCGACCCCUCCCCAUCGCCAGAAGAAUUUUUUUAGGGACGUGCUGUUAGUUUAUUCCCCCCCUCCCCCAGACACACUUUGAGACAGGAAAAACUUUAUUCUUAGUUAUGCUGCUUUAAAGCCUUUUUGCCUUGUAUUCUGAAUCAGCUCAUGAAGUCCUCUGUGGAGUCUGCCUUCCAGUGAGGCAAGCACUGGUGACCCGUAGUGUGACUUACCAGCUGUGCAGUGAUCAGUCCAGAUGCGUCUCAAGAAGUUGGCACCGCUCGCCCUUAGACAUUUAAAUCUAAUGCCAAACUUUUAAGUUGCAGGACUUCAAGAUUUGAUCGUGUCCAUUUUCCUGGUUCUGAGCGGAAUCCUAAUUGACAGUGACAGCAGUCACUGGCGUGUUUUAGGACUGUGGGUUCAGGUGGGGGUGUGCAUCCCAGGAGUAUGCAAUGAUCAAUCCAUUGAGAAAAUGUUAAAAUGAUUAUUUGUAUUUAAUCUCAUCCUUUUAAAUUUCUAUUUUUAUGUGUUUUAUAAUGUACAUAAUAUAUUCUACAAUUGUACACUUCUAUAAUUUAUAAAUAAAUACAUUUAUUGGUGCA